Messenger RNA from Frankliniella occidentalis (western flower thrips), 1850 nucleotides. RefSeq names its product zinc finger protein 239-like. Lineage: Eukaryota; Metazoa; Arthropoda; Insecta; Thysanoptera; Thripidae. The record is from RefSeq and is a predicted model, not a curated record. Gene Ontology annotation, biological process: regulation of transcription by RNA polymerase II; central nervous system development. The transcript has 2 exons. Gene Ontology annotation, cellular component: nucleus. Bases 258 to 1352 code for a protein of 364 amino acids. Gene Ontology annotation, molecular function: RNA polymerase II cis-regulatory region sequence-specific DNA binding; DNA-binding transcription factor activity, RNA polymerase II-specific.
GACGACCUCGUGAUCGAGACUAGAUGGCCGGCGGCUGCUGCCCUGGCGGCUGCAAAUAUCGGAUUGUUUAUUGAUUCUUUUGGAUCUUUUAUCCGAAAUUUGAACUACUUGCAGUUUUUUUGAAAGAAAUUUCAGUGGAAAUUCCUGCUCUCCUGAAUUUUAAAACGGCAAAGUUCGAAAACACAAGAAGGUAUUUCUAAACCAUGCGAGAAUUUCAUUAACCUCGCUUUGUUUACAUCUUAUAUAUCUUCUGCACAAUGGAUUCAUGUCAGCAACACCUCAAUCAAUGCAAAAGGGAGGCUGCCACUGCAGACUCUAUUUUCACAGAUUUGGAUCUUCCACAUGAGCCACAGUGUUCACUGCACACAACAGAUGGGAUUGUGGAAUCUGUAACAGAGGCAAGAGGAGUUACUCCACAAACUUCUUAUAAUGGCUUUUGUGACAAUGGAAUGGGUAUUAAUCAGGGCCAUCAGAAUCAAGACACAAAUGACAGUGUUAUUGUUAUGAAAAGUGACGUAGAUUUUCAAGAUAAUCAACUGACAAAUGGAUCUACAGACUUUUUCAACAGAGCAGAGAAAAUAAAUACUCAAGUGGAAGAAAACCAACAGCAGGUAGCCAAAACCUCUGCCCAAAGUGCCCAGGUUGUCAACUCAGACCUGGAAUGUCCUUUCUGUAACAAAACAUUUUCUUCAACUGUGCAUCUUAAAAGGCAUGUGAAGUAUCACAUGUCAGAAAGAUCGUUUAAAUGUGACCAGUGUGAUGCAGCAUUUGUGUCAAACCGUGACCUAAAAAUUCAUACUAGAAUUCAUACAGGAGAAAGGCCAUACAAAUGCGAGGACUGUGGUGCAGGUUUUACUCAAAUUGGUAGUCUUAAAGUUCAUCUACGCGUUCAUACUGGAGAAAAGCCACAUAAGUGUCCACAUUGUGAUGCUGCUUUCAGUACUCCUAGCAAUUUUAAGCUGCACCUUAUGUAUCAUAAAGGAGAGCGGCCUUUCAAAUGUAAUGUUUGCUCAUCCACUUUCUUAACUGCCCGGGACCUGAAAGUUCAUGAUCGCAAACACACCGGUGAGAAGCCAUAUGUGUGCAGUGAAUGUGGAGCUAGCUUUUCACAAAGUGGGACUUUAAAGGUUCAUUAUCGCAUCCAUUCUGGAGAAAAGCCAUUUGUAUGUGGUGAGUGUAGUGCAGAAUUCACUACUGCAAGCAAUUUAAAAUCCCAUUGUGCUACUCACUCUGGAGAGCUAAAAUACAAGUGUCAUGUGUGUCAUGCUGGUUUUAAUAAAGCCCAGACUCUUACCCUUCAUUACAGAGUGCAUUCAGAAGUGAAGCAAACUGCAUCUAAAGUUGAUAAGUAAAGUUCGCAACUUUAGAGAAGGUUUGUGACUGCUUGUUCAUAGCAAACUGGACCUACUAGUCAUAGCAAAAAGUUUCCUAUUGCUUUCCAUUUACAGAUAUAUUGUACUGUACUAAUACUGUACUGCUUUGUUUUUUGUCUGUAAGAAAUUACAAACAUAGUUAAUCCACUAUUUUUUAUCUUUGUUUUACGCUCAUUUUUAGUGCUCCAUGCAAUUCAUCAUUUUUGUGUGUAGUAACAUACACUGAAAAUCAACUUACUAUUUUAGCCAAUUGGUACAGUGUUUUGCAUUUUAUAUUGUUAGUGUUAUCUUGCUAAUAGAUGCUAAUUGUUAUUGUUAGUUACAAUUUGAAUUAAAUAUCAACAUGAAUUGUUCCCUUGAGAGAUUGUAAAAAUAAUAAUAUAUUGCUUAAAUGGGUAUGUUUUAUGUGUUCUACCAAUAAUUAAAUUUUAUAUAUUGUACAAGUGUGCCUACAUAAAAUUAAAACAAAACAAAUGA